This is a messenger RNA of Solanum verrucosum, 507 nucleotides long. RefSeq lists its product as uncharacterized. The record is from RefSeq and is a predicted model, not a curated record. NCBI's taxonomy places the organism in Eukaryota, Viridiplantae, Streptophyta, Magnoliopsida, Solanales, Solanaceae. The transcript has a single exon. Bases 1 to 507 code for a protein of 168 amino acids.
AUGGCGUUGUUCUGUAAAUUAUGGUGGAAUUUCAGAACUAAGAAAACGUUAUGGAGUGAAUACAUGAGGAAUAAAUAUUAUAGAAACAAGAGUCCUAAUCUUGCUAUGUGGAAAGUUGGAGGAGAAGGUUCCCAAGUUUGGAAGAAAAUGUUGCAAGCAAGAGACCUCAUAGAACACCAAAUAUUGUGGCAAAUUAGAAAGGGAUCAACAUCUUUUUGGCAUGAUAACUGGACUGGACUAGGGGAUUUGUAUACCAAUACUGGAGAAAAUUUUGAAUGGGAUGACAAUUAUAAAAUGGUGGAUCAGGUAGUUCAUCAGGGAGAGUGGGAUGUGCAGACUCUGAUGUCAAUCAUUCCAGCUGAACUGGUUGAAUAUAUCAUCAGCAUUAUCAAACCUCCAAGAGGAAGGAAUGAGGAAGAUAUACCAUGUUGGAUGUUGGAGACUAAAGGGAAUUUCUCAGUCAAAACAGCUUGGAAUUAUAUUAGACAUAAGGAGGAACCUAAUUGA